Lottia gigantea (owl limpet) is the source of this 1209-nucleotide messenger RNA. RefSeq lists its product as hypothetical. The annotation marks the transcript as partial. The record is from RefSeq and is a predicted model, not a curated record. The transcript has a single exon. NCBI's taxonomy places the organism in Eukaryota, Metazoa, Mollusca, Gastropoda, Lottiidae.
CUAAAUAUUGGUGAAAUCCAGCUAGAUAUAGGUGAAAUCCAGCUAGAUAUUGGUGAAAUCCAGCUAAAUAUUGGUGAAAUCCAGCUAGAUAUAGGUGAAAUCCAGCUAAAUAUAGGUGAAAUCCAGCUAGAUAUUGGUGAAAUCCAGCUAGAUAUAAGUGAAAUCCACCUAAAUAUUGGUGAAAUCCAGCUAGAUAUAGGUGAAAUCCAGCUAGAUAUAGGUGAAAUCCAGCUAAAUAUAGGUGAAAUCCAGCUAAAUAUUGGUGAAAUCCAGCUAGAUAUAGUUGAAAUCCAGCUAAAUAUAGGUGAAAUCCAGCUAAAUAUAGGUGAAAUCCAGCUAAAUAUAGGUGAAAUCCAGCUAAAUAUUGGUGAAAUCCAGCUAGAUAUAGUUGAAAUCCAGCUAAAUAUAGGUGAAAUCCAGCUAGAUAUAGUUGAAAUCCAGCUAAAUAUAGGUGAAAUCCAGCUAAAUAUAGGUGAAAUCCAGCUAAAUAUAGGUGAAAUCCAGCUAAAUAUAGGUGAAAUCCAGCUAAAUAUAGGUGAAAUCCAGCUAAAAGUUGUUGAAAUCCAGCUAGAUAUAGGUGAAAUCCAGCUAAAUAUAAGUGAAAUCCAGCUAGAUAUAGGUGAAAUCCAGCUAAAAGUUGUUGAAAUCCAGCUAGAUAUAGGUGAAAUCCAGCUAAAUAUAGGUGAAAUCCAGCUAAAUAUAGGUGAAAUCCAGCUAAAAGUUGUUGAAAUCCAGCUAGAUAUAGGUGAAAUCCAGCUAGAUAUAGGUGAAAUCCAGCUAAAUAUAGGUGAAAUCCAGCUAAAUAUAGGUGAAAUCCAGCUAGAUAUAGUUGAAAUCCAGCUAGAUAUUGGUGAAAUCCAGUUUGAUAUAAGUGAAAUCCACCUAAAUAUUGGUGAAAUCCAGCUAGAUAUAGGUGAAAUCCAGCUAAAUAUAGGUGAAAUCCAGCUAGAUAUUGGUGAAAUCCAGCUAGAUAUAAGUGAAAUCCACCUAAAUAUUGGUGAAAUCCAGCUAGAUAUAGGUGAAAUCCAGCUAAAUAUAGGUGAAAUCCAGCUAGAUAUAGGUGAAAUCCAGCUAAAUAUAGGUGAAAUCCAGCUAAAAGUUGUUGAAAUCCAGCUAGAUAUUGGUGAAAUCCAGCUAAAUAUAGGUGAAAUCCAGCUAGAUAUUGUUGAAAUCCAGCUAAAUAUAGUUGAAAUCAGUGAAAGUUGUUGA